AUGGGUUCUGGGGGCCAGCAUGAGUUGAAAGAAGAGCAGAGGCAGAGGGACAUUCAAGUAAGUCAAAAUCAAAAAAAUCCAUCAUGUCACGAAAGAAAGUCUGGUCGGAUUAACACGAAUAGAGGCCUCGGAUACAAAAGAUGUUGCAGAUCAGAAGUGGCCGAAACCGGCUGUAGAGCGUUCUCCGCACUGGCUGCAAGAUGGGCACGACGAGGCGAAGAAGCAGAACUUCCGGCUGACGCCGGCCUUUGGUACUGCAUUGACGAGAUCCGCGUGAAAAGUAGGAAUAGUUGUUCGUACAGGUCCUCACGAAUUGUUCUACCAGCGCCCGUCUCAAAGUCUGCAGGAGCCCUCGUGACCGAGGCUGUGGAUGUGGAGGCGUGCCUCUUUCCAGCUAAAGCUCACAGCCAGAUGGUAGACGCCUCUUUUGGCCGUGGCAAAGGUCAACAUGAAAUUUGCUCCUCUUUCUCGUUGCGAGACUAA
Molecule: messenger RNA, 483 nt
Organism: Protopolystoma xenopodis
Lineage: Eukaryota; Metazoa; Platyhelminthes; Monogenea; Polystomatidea; Polystomatidae
Source: the annotation of a GenBank genome assembly